Molecule: messenger RNA, 3997 nt
Organism: Pristis pectinata (smalltooth sawfish)
Lineage: Eukaryota; Metazoa; Chordata; Chondrichthyes; Rhinopristiformes; Pristidae
Gene: mocs3
Product: molybdenum cofactor synthesis 3
Exons: 13
Coding region: 195-1580 (461 amino acids)
Biological process (GO): tRNA wobble position uridine thiolation; protein urmylation
Cellular component (GO): cytoplasm; cytosol
Molecular function (GO): thiosulfate-cyanide sulfurtransferase activity; URM1 activating enzyme activity; adenylyltransferase activity
Source: RefSeq, a predicted model, not a curated record
UGAAGGAGUCGGGCCGGCGGAGUUCGGCCAUAUUAGCGAAUGGUGGGGCAGAGCGGCAGGAGACCGGCUUCCCUGCAUUGACUGUUGGCGGUACACGCUGCUUGACGCGUCGCUCGGUUUCGGUUUAUUUCUGGACUCGAGCCGGAGCUGGCGGCGUGAGUCAAGGCGAUUGCUGACCGACGCAGAAGCCCAACAUGGAGGCGGAGGUGGCCAGGCUGAGGAAUGAAUUGGCCAAGAAGGAGCAGGAGGUGGAGAGGCUGAGGGCAGCGGCCGCCUGUCUGCAUCAGAAUUCUCUUUCUGGAAGUAUGUUUACAUUAAUUAAGCAAGUUACAGAGAUCCCGACGCUGGAAGAAAAAUCUCUCUCAAAAGAAGAAAUCAUGAGGUACAGCAGACAGCUUAUCAUUCCAGAAAUUGGAGUCAAAGGUCAACUGAAUCUCUCCAAGAAAGCUGUUCUAAUUGUGGGCUGUGGAGGGCUGGGCUGCCCUGCUGCGCAGUACCUGGCAGCUGCAGGCAUUGGUCGACUGGGACUUCUUGAUUAUGAUGAUGUGGAGCUUAGUAACCUACAGAGACAGGUUCUCCAUGCAGAGGAUAAGGUGGGCAUAUCAAAAGCAUUGUCUGCAGCAACUGCAAUAAAUCGGCUAAAUUCAAAUGUUGAAUGUCUACCAUACCACUUUCAAUUGAACUUCAAGAAUGCAAAGCAGCUUAUUCAACAGUAUGAUAUUGUAGUAGAUUGUUCUGACAAUGUUCCCACACGAUAUCUUGUCAACGAUGCCUGUGUUCUGAAUGGGAAGCCACUUGUAUCAGCCAGUGCUCUCAGAAUGGAGGGACAGCUCACUGUGUAUAAUUACAAUGGUGGCCCUUGUUACAGAUGUCUCUUCCCAAAACCACCUCCAGCAGAGACCGUAACCAACUGUUCAGAUGGAGGAGUGUUGGGUGUAGUGCCUGGAAUUCUGGGAUGUAUUCAGGCCCUGGAGGUUCUGAAGAUUGCAUCAGGAAUGGGAUCAUCGUACAGCCAACAGAUGUUGGUAUUUGAUGCUCUGGAAGCUCGAUUUCGCACGAUUAAGCUUAGGCAAAAACAGCCGACGUGUGCCGUAUGUAGUGAGAAUCCAACAGUGAAGGAUUUGAUCGACUAUGAGAUAUUCUGUGGCUCAGCAGCAACAGAUCAGUGUAGGACACUUAAUUUGUUAAAUGGAGAACAAAGAAUAACUGUUCAGGAAUAUAAACGUCUUUUGGAUGAAGAUGUUCCUCAUGUCUUGGUGGAUGUUCGCCCACAGGUGGAGGUUGACAUAUGCCAUCUACCUAAUUCUAUUUAUAUUCCUCUGACUGAGUUAGAGGAAAGGAGUGUUGAAUACAUGAAGCAUUUACAGAAUAACAUCAAUGAGAGGAGAUAUAAAGCAGCUGCUGAUAAAGUUACCUUCCCAGUGUAUGUUAUCUGUAAACAAGGAAAUGAUUCGCAGAAGGCUGUCAGAAUCCUGCAGGAGAUGCUAAACAACGAGCUCUGCUCAUUGUCAGUGAAGGAUAUUCGGGGUGGAUUAAUGGCCUGGGCUCGUAUGAUUGAUCCAGCCUUCCCACAGUAUUGAUUGCUGGGAAGGGGAAGGGAGCGAAAUUACGUAACCUUGUUUUCAGAAGUAUAAUAAUGAAAGUAUAAUAAUUUUAAAAUGUGCUGCAACUUAUUUGUAUUUCAGAAAAUGCGUGUGGAAAAGUAUAUUGUUGGGAAUGCUCUGUAACUGGAAAGAAAACUUGCAGUGUUUAAAUGCAAGUGUUAGCAAUAAGACCAGGUAAUGUGGUUGGUAAUUUUUGUAUUACAUACAUUUGAACUGCUUAAUAAGGGCACAAGCAAUUAGUAACUAAAUACAAGUACAUGGAAACUCUGGUUAUUGUGAUGAUUCAUUUUAUUAAGUGUCUUUUGUUACAGAUACUCUGCUACUAAAUUAAUAAUAGUGGUAUAUUAUGAAAACCAAAAGGUUAACUGUUGAGUGGCAAUUGAUAUGGUAUCACGGACAAAUGACCCAUGCAGAAAUUCUGGCAAGAGAAGUUUGUUAUCUACUUCCUGAUGCAUUUGUAUCAUUUAACAAUCAUGAGUAAAUGUACGGCAGUUCUCCUGAUACUGAGAUACUUGAUAUAACAGUAUGUUUUUUGUUUUUUGCAAUUGGUCAUUUUAUUGGUUAUGUUUAUGUCGGUGUAUAAUCUAAGUACUGUCUUUUGGUACCCCAUAAAAUCAAAAUAAUUUGUAUCAUUAAUGCAAGCAGUGACAAUACUCACUUAGUAUUUUGUCUCCUGAGGUACCAUUGUGCUUCAAAUCACCCAGUUACACUGAAUGACUUUUUUUAAAAUGUACACACUUUUUGUAUAUCGAAAUGCAGAAAGGCUAUUUCCACCAUCUUUUUAUCACACUGGCAAAGCCACUUACAAAGCACAUUCACCUUUUAAUGGCAUGAGAUGGAUCAUUCAUGAAACCUACUGAGUGUUGAAUUUUUAUAUACAAAAAUAAGUAACUUUGUAACGCAGACCAUGAAUCUCAUUACUGAUACGUGUGAUUGACACCAGAUUAAUAACGUUUGGAAAUCAGUUGUACGAUCUUUUGUGGUGUGAAUUGUGGAUGCAGGCUAGGCAGCCUAAUGUAACAUGAUUCUAUCAGGCUGCCUUGCAACAUCUAUUGAUUUCCCACACACAUUUUCUAUACCUGCAGAUGAUGCUGAUAUUUGAAGAGAAGUUUCCAUUUAUAUUAUCUGUAUAAAAUGUACAUUUUUUUUUGUCACUCAGAUCUUUGAUUAGUCCUAUCACGACUGGUUUUGGAAAUUAAAAUGACACUGUAGACUUUAAUCAGCCCUUCCUUUAAUUGUCUUGCUUUCUUCAACCUACUAAAGCAAAAUACCCAUUAAUUUUUAAAUAAUUUUAAUUGAAAGGAUCAAGAUAACAAACAGACCGCAAUCAGUGAGGAUAUAGGCAGCAAUACCUCCAGCACGAUUAUUCUCAACACUGGUGCCCUAUGAGGCUGCGUCCUCAGCCCUCUACUCCCUAUACACUCAUGACUGUGUGGUCAGAUUCUGCUCUAACUCCAUUUACAAGUUUGCAGAUGAUACCACCGUUGUAGGCCAUAUCUCAAACAGCGAUGAGUCGGAGUAUAGGAAGAAGAUAGGGAGCUUAGUGGAAUGGUGUCAUGACAACAAAAUGUCAACAAAAGAAAAGAGCUGGUCAUUGACUUCAGGAAAGGGGGUGGUGUACACGCACCUGUCUACAUCAAUGGUGCUGAGGGUGAGAGGGUUGACAGCUUCAAGUUCCUGGGAGUGAAUAUCACCAACAGUCUGUCCUGCUCAAAUCACGUAGAAGCCAUGGCUGAGAAAGCUCACCAGCGCCUCUACUUCCUCAGGAGGCUAAAGAAAUUUGGCAUCUUCCCUUUGACUCUCACCAACUUUUACAGAUGCACCAUAGAAAGCAUCCUAUCUGGAUGUAUCAUGGCUUGGUACGGCAACUGCUCUGCCCAGGACCGCAAGAAACUGCAGAGAGUUGUGGACACAGCCCAGAGCAUUAUGGACACCAGUCUCCCCUCCUUGGACUCUUGUCUUUACCUCUCACUGUCUUGGUGAAGCAGCCAGCAUAAUCAAAGACCCCACCCACCUGGGACAUUCUCUCUUCUCUCCUCUUCCAUCGGGUAGAAGAUACAGGAGCCUGAGGGCACGUACCACCAGACAAGGAUAGCUUCUACCCCACUGUGAUAAGACUAUUGAACAGUUCCCUUAUACAAUGAGAUGGACUAUGACCUCACGAUCUACCUUGUUGUGACCUUGCACCUUAUUGCACUGCACUUUCUCUGUGGCUGUAACACUUUACUCUGAACUGUUAUUGUUUUUACCUGUACUACAUCAAUGCACUCUGUACUGACUCAAUGUAACUGCACUGUGUAAUGAAUUGACCUGUACGAUCGCUUUGUAAGACAAGCUUUCCGCUGUACCUCAGUACAAGUGAUAAUAAUAAACCAAUACCAAUAAGUUUUGAA